Messenger RNA from Mesoplodon densirostris (Blainville's beaked whale), 3692 nucleotides. RefSeq names its product 2-phosphoxylose phosphatase 1 (gene PXYLP1). The record is from RefSeq and is a predicted model, not a curated record. The transcript has 10 exons. Gene Ontology annotation, biological process: chondroitin sulfate proteoglycan biosynthetic process; dephosphorylation; glycosaminoglycan biosynthetic process. Gene Ontology annotation, cellular component: Golgi apparatus. Lineage: Eukaryota; Metazoa; Chordata; Mammalia; Artiodactyla; Ziphiidae. Gene Ontology annotation, molecular function: phosphatase activity. Bases 817 to 2259 code for a protein of 480 amino acids.
CCGGGCGGAGCGGGCGGCGAGCGCCGAGCCGGGCGCGCUGUGGCGGAGCUGGGGCCGGGCCGGGACCAUGGGCGCCCCGCACCUCGCCUGCCUCCAUCCGCGGUCCCGCCCCUCCAGCCCGCUCCUGCCCGGCCCCCGCACUCCUGCCGCCUGAUUCCUGCCGGAACUGGAGCUCGCAGUAUCCCCCUUCCCCGGCAGUGGCGAGCCAGCUGGUCUCCAGAAGGCCCGCGGGUGAACCCGAGUGUGGAGCAGGCAGUGCCCAGCCAGCCUCACAGAUGUGACGUGACUGCGGCCGGAGCUUGGCAACAACUCCUCCUCCGAGGUGCCCCGUCUGGACAUCUGUGCGAAGAGGGUCUAAAGCAGGUGGUUUGAAAAGCCUCGUGUUCCCUGGAGAGAGGAGGAGAUGCAGGGUGACAGCCGGAAAGCCAGUGCAUGAACCUGCCGCAUCCCUUCUCCUCGCUUUCACAUUUCAGCCUUGGCUUCAAACUUACCUACCUGCCGUGGCUCACUCACCAGAGUCUUCCCGAAAGAAGGCAGCCUGAUGGCCCUGGGGGUUCCACCUCCCUCCUCUGCCUGAGCAGCUUCAGAAAGUGCCGUGUGCCCUUUCUCUGCACAUGCUGCUGAUGUGGUCCCACAGAGAAGCAUCUUCAGGCAGCAAGAAAAGCAGAACCCUCCUAACAGAACUCUGAAAGGCCCCAAAGGCCAUCUGCUGGGCAGGAACACUUGAAGAUGUUCGUGUAAAGGAAAUGGAGCCCUUCCAAAGGAUGUGUUCCUGAUCCGAGGUGAAACCAUGAAGAGAAGAUAAAACAAAUAAUAAUGCUUUUCCGCAAUCGCUUCGUGCUGCUGCUGGCCCUGGCUGCGCUGCUGGCCUUCGUGAGCCUCAGCCUUCAGUUCUUCCACCUGAUCCCAGUGUCAGCAGCUAAGAAUGGAGUGACUAGCAAGAAUCGAAAGAGGAUCAUGCCUGACCCGGUGACGGAGCCCCCCGUCAUGGACCCCGUUUACGAAGCCCUUUUGUACUGCAACAUUCCACAUGUGGCCGAGCGCAGCAUGGAAGGUCACGCUCCGCAUCAUUUUAAGCUGGUCUCAGUGCAUGUGUUCAUUCGACAUGGGGACAGGUACCCACUGUAUGUCAUUCCCAAAACGAAGCGCCCAGAAAUUGACUGCAGUCUGGUGGCUAACAGGAAACCGUAUCACCCUAAACUGGAGGCUUUCGUGCGUCACAUGUCCAAAGGAUCCGGAGCCUCUUUCGAAAGCCCCUUGCACUCCCUGCCUCUUUACCCCAGUCACCAGCUGUGUGAGAUGGGAGAGCUCACGCAGACAGGGAUCGUGCAGCAUCUGCAGAAUGGCCAGCUGCUGAGGGACAUCUAUCUGAAGAAACACAAACUCCUGCCCAGUGACUGGUCCACGAAGCAGCUUCACUUAGAGACCACUGGCAAAAGCCGGACGCUGCAGAGUGGGCUGGCUCUGCUUUAUGGCUUUCUCCCGGAUUUUGACUGGAAGAAGAUUUAUUUCCGGCACCAGCCCAGCGCUCUGUUCUGCUCUGGGAACUGCUACUGCCCGCUGAGGAACCAGUACCUGGAAAAGGAGCAGCGUCGGCAGUACCUGUUGCGUUUGAAGAACACGCGACUGCAGAGGACCUACGAGGAGAUGGCCAGGAUCGUGGACACGCCCACCGAGCGGCUCCGGGCCGCCAGCCCCAUGGACGCCAUGCUUUGCCUCUUCUGCCACAACGUCAGCUUCCCCUGCACCAGGAAGGGCUGUGUGAGCAUGGAGCACUUCAAGGUGAUCCAGAGGCAUCAGAGAGAGGACGAGAGGGAGAGGCAGGAGAAGAGACUGUACCUGGGGUACGCGCUCCUGGGCGCCCACCCCGUCCUGAACCGGACCGUGGGCCGCAUGCGGCGCGCGGCCGAGGGCCGGAAGGAAGAGCUCUUCGCGCUCUCCUCUGCUCACGACGUCACUCUGGCCCCGAUGCUCAGUGCCUUGGGCCUUACAGAAGCCAGGUUCCCGAGGUUCGCGGCCAGGUUGAUCUUUGAGCUCUGGCAAGACAGAGAGAAGCCCGGCGAGCACUCGGUCCGGGUUCUCUACGACGGUGUCGAUGUCACGUUCCACACCUCCUUCUGCCUGGAUCACCACAAGCGGUCUCCCAAGCCCAUGUGCCCCCUCGAAAACUUCGUCCGCUUUGUCCAAAGGGACAUGUUCGUGGCCCUGGGUAGUGGUAGCACUAAUUAUUAUGAUGCGUGUCACAGGGAAGGAUCCUAAAAGGUACGUGGUGCGGCGCCAACAGAAUCUCUGCCCAUACAGAGGGAUGGGAAAGGUCCGCUUCUAGUUCUUGGUUGCUAAGGGUACAAGGUGAUUUUUAAAGGCCGGAAAUCAUGCUUGGGGGCCACAUAGAUUUAGGGUUGAACAGUGAAUAUGUUGCUGUAAUUGGGUACUUGAGUUACUUGGUACAUAAUGGCCAGUUCACAGAGAAAGGAAGGUACUUUAUCACAGCCAGACUUUGCUUAGGAUGCCAGAAUAAUGCUCGGUAUCCAAAGCUGCCAAUCCACAUAUGUGUUUUUGAUCUGCCUUGGUACUGUAUGAUGGAACCAGCAAACCUCAGCCAGAAGUUUCUUAAUCUGGGACAAUCUUACCUUGUCCUUGUUCAGUGAACGAUUUCCUGAAGUGAUUUAUCUAAAAUAGGGGUAGGCCAACUUUUUCCGUAAAGGGCCAAAUAGUAAAUAUUGUAGACAUUGCGGACCAAGAGGCCACAUAUAGCGUCUGUCACAGCUACUCGAUUCUGCUCUUGUAACUUGAAAGCAGUGACAGACAGCGUGUGAAUGAAUAAGCAUGGCUGUGUUCACAGGCCGCACAGAACAGGCAGUGGGCCAGGUGUGGCCCGAGGGCUGUAGUUUGCUGAUCCCCGUUCUAAAAGCUAGGCUCUACUACAAUUGCACUUUGAGCACUUUGCGAGAGAACCAGUUGAAUACCCAGAAUUAUUCAGUGGUGCCUCCAGUAACUUCUGCUAGAAACACAGAAUCUGGUCUGUAUCCGACAUUUUAACAAAACUUGAGGGGAAAUAAACAUUGAAUCAAAAUGAAUCAUAGAAAAAUUAUUAGAAUAAUACUUGAUGUUCAUGAUGAUUAUGGUAUAAUAUCUGAGUAUGUCUUAAAUAUUUGUCUGCUGUAGUCUAUUUGCUGUACAUGCUGAAAUUUUUGUAUUCCAUUUAGUAUUUUUAUAGUCUAGGAAAAUAUUUUCUAAGACCAGUUUUAGAUGUGCUCUGAUUCCUAUGAAAUAUUCAAUUUACUGUAUCUGCCUGGGGGUUAGAAGGGAGCCAGAAGCUGAAUUCAGGCACUUUCUUCCAAUAAAACUAAUUAUGGCUCAUUGCCUUCGACAAGCAGUAGAAUUGGAUCGAUUUUUAAACCAUUUUCGUGUUUCAGAUGGUAAAUUCGAAUUGAGUUUUAAAUAAGUUUUUGGAAGAACUUUGUUACUAGAUAGUUAAAUAAUCUUUAUAAGGUAUUUUAUAUAUUAGAAGCAAUUAUAAUUAAAUCUGUGAUUUCUGACUAAAAUGGUGCUAGUUCUGUGCGAAGAAAUAUAAAGUGAGAUUCCCCGAUGUCGCUGGUAUUCCAGCCUUUUCUCUUUGUUUUUUGUCCAGUGUUGCAUUUGAAUACGUCCGUUUCUAUUAAUAAAUUUUUGAAGAUUACUCGUACACACAA